Molecule: messenger RNA, 711 nt
Organism: Camellia sinensis
Lineage: Eukaryota; Viridiplantae; Streptophyta; Magnoliopsida; Ericales; Theaceae
Source: RefSeq, a predicted model, not a curated record
AUGGCGAUUGUUUUGAGAUUUGUUGAUAAAUAUGGAUUUAUAAAAGAGCGUUUCUUUGACAUAGUUCAUGUGUUAGAUACCACGUCGGCAACUUUGAAAGAAAAAAUUUGUAUUCUCCUUUCUCAUCAUAACCUUAGUGCGCAAAAUAUUCGUGGUCAAGGAUAUGAUGGUGCUAGUAACAUGUUUGAAGAAUGGACUGGGUUACAGGCUCUAUUUUGUGCUGAGUGUCCAUUCGCAUAUUAUGUUCAUUGCUUUUCUCAUCGGCUCCAAUUGGCUUUAGUAGGAGCAUCUAAACAGGUUAUAUCUAUCAAUCAAUUUUUCUCUUACUUAACUCGAGCAAUUAAUAUAGUUGGCUCAUCUUACAAAAGACAUGAUCAAUUAAGAGCUGCUCAGGCGGCAAAUAUUGCUGAAAAGCUUGCCAUUGAUGAUGAAUUCGAGGCUAUCCUAAGAAUCAUAAUUAAUGAUGGAAGCAAAUUGAAUCAACGAGCUGAAGCAGAUGGAAUUUAUGAUUCCAUACAUCUUUUGAUUGAUUCUCAGUUACAAGAAUUAAACAAUAAGUUUAAGGAAGAUGUAAUGGAAUUGCUUGUUCUUAGCUCAGCUUUGGAUCCUAGGGAUGGUUAUAGAUCAUAUAACGAUCCCGUUUUACCCCGACCUGUAUUGUGUUCCGGAUUCGGGUUCCGUGAUUGUAUAUUGUUAUCUAUGUCUCUUUAA